This is a messenger RNA of Maniola jurtina (meadow brown), 2713 nucleotides long. Its product is annotated as homeobox protein goosecoid-like. Bases 334 to 996 code for a protein of 220 amino acids. Gene Ontology annotation, molecular function: DNA-binding transcription factor activity, RNA polymerase II-specific; RNA polymerase II transcription regulatory region sequence-specific DNA binding. Gene Ontology annotation, biological process: regulation of transcription by RNA polymerase II. The record is from RefSeq and is a predicted model, not a curated record. Lineage: Eukaryota; Metazoa; Arthropoda; Insecta; Lepidoptera; Nymphalidae. The transcript has 3 exons.
UCACGACAACACGACAAGACUUCUCACUAAAACGAUUUGCUCGCAAUCGCAUCACGCGUCCAUCCUAUUAUCCUAUCAUAUUAUUCAUUUUACUAAUCACCGGCCGAAUCGAGUUUUAUCGGUGACUGACCGGACGGAGCUUUGGACUCGAUUUUUCGAUAAAGAGACUACAGUGCCUAAAUUAGUGCGAUAGUGUGUUCAGAAUGAUUAGAAGAAAAGUUGGGGAAGUACGAUGAGUGGUGAACCGUUGAGGAUAGUGGAGUCGGCGCGGAGGUGUCGCAGUCGGCGGUGAGCAGCGUGGCGGAGAGCGCGAGCGGCGCGGCGGGCGGCGGCAUGGGCGGCGCGGGCGGCUGGGCGCGCGACGCGCCCGCGCUGCUCAGCACGGCGCUGCUGCUGGGCGGCGCGGGCGGCGCGCUGGGCGAGCGCCCGCCGCCGCCGCUCUUCACCAUCGACAGCAUCCUGGCGCCGCGUCCGCCGCCGCCCAUGCCGCCGCUGCAGCUGCAUCAUCUGGCGCACACACCCUUUCACAGAGCGCACGACUUAUUUGGUGUCGGCAGCGCGGUGACGUCAGCCGGAGGCUACGCCGGUCUGUACAGCGGCUACGCGGCGGCGGCGCUCGCGGGGCUGUCGGGCCCGCCGCCCAAGCGCAAGCGGCGCCACCGCACCAUCUUCACGGAGGAGCAGCUGGAGCAGCUGGAGAGCACCUUCGACAAGACGCACUACCCGGACGUGGUGCUUAGAGAGCAACUCGCGCUAAGGGUCGACUUGAAAGAGGAGCGUGUAGAGGUAUGGUUCAAGAAUCGUCGCGCGAAAUGGCGCAAGCAAAAGCGCGAAGAGCAAGAGCGGCUCCGUAAGCUUCAAGAAGAGCGAGCUUGCGGCCGCGCGAUGGCGUCGGCGCGGGCGCGGCUCACCUCUCCCGCGCGACCGCCGCCCGCGCCGCCCACCCCGCGACCCUACACCGACGACUCGGAGGACUCUGAUCUUGAAGUUGCUUAGGUGCUAGUGAUAACGUCAUGAGUGAACUUCUAAAUCAUGACAGGAUUCAGUUUGUAAUAAGUGAUAAAGAAACGGGCCAGAUUGAGAACCUCCUCCUUUUUGGACGUCCGCUUCGGUUAAAAACUCGAAGAUAUCUCCAAAUAAAGUGCACAAAUAGAAAGGACGAGGUCAGGCAGUUGGUUAUUAAAAAAAACUUUUUAGGAAAAUAUAAACUUAAUUUAGGGAUUGUUUUGUUCCAUCUGUAGUUCAGUGUACCUAUUAAUUUAUCUAUAGGAAUAACAAUUGUUAGAACUUAAAACAAGUACCCAUAUUAAAACAUUCCUUGUACCUACUUACUAUUUUAGAAUUUUAAGAUUCUGUAUAGUGAUUUUAAGUUAUUGGUUGUAAUUAUUCUUAAAUAAGUAGUAGCGAAAUGUGUCGAUCUUAUCUGCACGUGUCUCCACUGAUUAAAAUAUGUAUACCUACUUACCUACAUUUAUUCUGUACAUGGAUACCUACAUACCUACACACAUAAAGGCAUACUUUUAUGUCGCAUUACUAAAAAUACACCUACCAAAAGUAUUGUACUUAUAAAUACAAGGAUUUUGUGGCUAGGCAGUAACGGGUUCUUAUUAAAUUACGUUACUUUAAGUUUUAAAUUGCCAACUAAUAUGACGAUGGAAUAUAAAUCCCUUAUAUUUUAAAAUAAAACCAUUUCAUACAAUAAUUCGGUACAUAGAAAGUUUGUUUUAAUUUUGUAUAAAAAAAAACUGAAGUUUUCACACUCAAAAAUUUAAUCAUGGCUAAUCCUGACUUUCCGUUGGUUCUAUGAACGUAAAUGAAUUUAAAAAUAAUUAAGUACAGAUUUUUAGGUUUUCAAUACCUACUUAAUAUUAUGACGUCCAGUGAAAAGUCCGUGAUCCCACCGAUUUAUCCCACUGGGGGAUUUACGGUAUACCUACCACCAUUUCGUGACGGGGCCGUUGUCCAACCCCUUUGUCCUACUAAUAACUAAUGGGUAUAUUACGGAACACCAUGUACCUUCUCGUGGUUCGACUGGUGGGACUACAGAAUACCAAUAUCUAAAGAUUCCAAGAGAAAUAAAAUAUGAAUUUAUAAAAAUAUAUGAUAAAAAACAAAAAGUAAAUAACUUUGUUGUGUUAUGAAUUUCUAGGUAGGGGUACAUUUUUUAAAUAAAUAGAUGUAAAUUGGGCGCGCCAUUUUAAUUUGGACCUUUAUACUGUGUAAAAACUAACGUCUUCAACCACUAUAACUAUGUACCUUUGUAGUUCCGAUUUAGUAGACUUUAGCGAGGUAAGCUAUUAGAUAACUCAAUAGGUAUAUCUAUCAGUUAUUUGUGUAAACAUACAAAACAUUAAUAAUUGCAAAAAAUAUACAUAAUAUUAUAUAAUAUACCUAUUUAAUAUUUUAAGUAUUGGCAAUAUACAAUAAUGAUACCUAACUAAGAAUAAAUAAAUAAAGUCGAAUACAAGUCUACUUAUUUCAUAGAACUUGAAAGUUUAUAUAAUGCGUCCAAACUAACAAAGGACCCCAAAAAAUACAUUGAGUCCUACAAAAUCCAUUUAUUAGUUUCCAUUUGUUAGUUUGGACGCAUUAUUUAUGUUUUCUUUUUUUAAUAUGAAGCAAGCACGUCAUGUUAAAUGAUCAUCUAUUGUACGUAGUGCUAGUGUGUUUAUUUUCUAAUCCUACUAAUAUUAUAAAUGUGAAAGUGUGGAUG